AUGGCGACGGGAGCUGAGCGUAAGCUUCGGGGAUUGAAGAAUCGUAAACGCAGUAUACUGGCAUCGUUUGCGUGCAUCACAGAAUUCGCCGACAAUUUCCAAGCAGAAUAUGAUGCACUGGAACUUUCUGUUCGUUUAGAUAACCUAGCUGCAUUAUGGACGGAGUUUAACUCAGUGCAGUCCGAAUUGGAGGUUUUGGAAGACGUGGAUGAAGUAAUGGAUGCGUAUCUGAAGGAUCGCACCGAGUUCGACAGAUGCUAUUACCGCACUAAAGACUUGCCUAGUGUCUCAGUAGACGUAUCAACAUGGGACAUUCCAAACGGAAUUCAAUUAGCCGAUCCCUCGUUCUACAAACCGAGUAACAUUGAUGUUAUUAUAGGGGCAGAGCUGUUCUUCGAUAUUUUCAACCCGUCGGAACGUAUAUUAUUGGGAAAUUCAUUACCAUGGUUAAUAAACUCGAAGGUUGGAUGGAUCGUCUCCGGCAACACACAUCAGAAGUACACAAAUAUCCCAUUUGCAUGUAACAUUGCUACUACAUCAGAUCUGCACCGUGAUAUGGAGCGUUUUUGGUCCAUCGAAGAUGAUUCGAUGAAGGCAUUCUCACCUCAAGAAACAGCGAGUUUGUGCACAACCUUGGCGAUAAUAAACAAACCGGGGCACAUUGAAAGCCGCUUCAAUCGAACUCUUGCCAAGGAAUACCGAGAUUUCAUGGACGAGUAUUUGAGACUCGGUCAUAUGCAACAAAUUGAGGAAGUUCAAACUACUACACCAUCUUCAUUCUUUCCUCCACAUCAUCCGGUCAUCCGUGAAGACCACACAACGACCAAGGUUCGCGUCGUGUUCGACGCAUCGUGCAAGAGUGCAACUGGUUUGUCAUUGAAUGACAUCCUGGAAGUUGGACCAGUAAUCCAGGACGAUCUACGCUCAAUUGUUAUGAGAUCGCGGUUGCAUUCUUUUUUACUGAUUGCAGACAUAACAAAAAUGUUUCGUCAGAUAAAUCUCCACCAUAAAGACACACCUUACCAAAGGAUAUUUUGGCGUUCCUCAUCAUCGGAGCCAGUUCGAAUGUAUGAGUUAAAAACCGUCACAUAUGGCACUGCAUCAGCCCCAUAUCUUGCCACUCGUGUACUCAAACAGUUGGCGAAGGACGAGGAACAAAAUUAUCCACUUGCAUCCAGAGCCACACUGGUUGACUUUUACAUGGAUGAUUUCGUUUCUGGUACAAGCACUAUAUACGAGGCAAUCGAACUCCAAAACCAGAUGGAUUCCAUGUUCAAAUCUGCUGGCAUGCAACUCCGAAAAUGGGCAUGCAACUCAUCGGAAAUUUUAAAGUAUAUUCCUGAAAACAAUCGAGCAUUAGAAUCAUCUGUUGACCUUGAUAAGGACAAGUCGAUCAAAACAUUGGGUUUGCAUUGGGAACCCAUGACUGAUAGAUUGAAAUACAUGAUACAACUGGAGCCCGACGAUGUUACACAGCCAAUAACGAAACGUACAACGCUUUCUUGCAUUGCGCGGAUAUUUGAUCCGUUAGGAUUAGUCGGCCCGGUGGUGGUUACUGCAAAAAUAUUCAUGCAGAUUUUAUGGAGUCUGAGAGAGGAAAAUGGAAAGGUAUACGACUGGGAUUGCGAAUUGCCCGCAGACAUUAAAAAUCAAUGGAAUACAUUCUACAUGCAAUUGGAUCGUCUUAACGAAUUUCGUAUCGAACGACAAGUGCUACUUCCGGAUGCAACUUCUAUCGAAAUGCAUAUUUUCUCUGACGCUUCUGAGCACGCUUACGGAGCGUGCGUAUACUUACGCACAGCAAACAGUUUAGGCGAAAUCAAGGUUGCACUUCUUACGUCACGUUCCAAGGUGUCGCCACUGAAACAAUUAAGUAUCCCACGCUUGGAAUUGUGUGCAGCUUUGAUUGCCGCUGAAUUGCAUCAAAAGGUAUUGGAUUCCUUACGUCUGGAAAUAGUGACAUGA
Toxorhynchites rutilus septentrionalis is the source of this 1965-nucleotide messenger RNA. RefSeq lists its product as uncharacterized. NCBI's taxonomy places the organism in Eukaryota, Metazoa, Arthropoda, Insecta, Diptera, Culicidae. The coding region runs from base 1 to 1965 and encodes 654 amino acids. The transcript is spliced from 3 exons. The record is from RefSeq and is a predicted model, not a curated record.